Molecule: messenger RNA, 2268 nt
Organism: Fusarium tjaetaba
Lineage: Eukaryota; Fungi; Ascomycota; Sordariomycetes; Hypocreales; Nectriaceae
Product: interferon-regulated resistance GTP-binding protein
Exons: 5
Coding region: 1-2268 (755 amino acids)
Cellular component (GO): membrane; cytoplasm; microtubule
Molecular function (GO): microtubule binding; GTPase activity; GTP binding
Source: RefSeq, a predicted model, not a curated record
AUGGAUGUUUCUCUAGACACCAAUAUUCUCGAACAGCUCAACACCAGAAAUCUUUGCACAAGGUUUGCAACUGAGCUCAUUUUCAGGCGAGCUAACGAGACUCGCAUUGAUGUGAGCGUCAGAUUUGAAGACAGAUCCAAGCCCGCAAAGAGAUUCCAGAGGGCUGGAUUUCGUGAGGAUGACUUGGGCGACAUCAUCACGGAAGCCAAGGAGUGCAUGGGCUUUGGCAAGGCCGGGAUGGAGUUCUCCAAGGACGUGCUCCGUCUAGAAAUCGAAGGGCCAAAGAUGUACCCAUUAAGUCUCGUUGACCUUCCAGGAUUCUUCCAGGUUGCUACCGAAAACCAGUCAAUCAGUGGUAAAGAAACGGUCGACCAACUUGUUGAGAGCUACAUGCGACAGAAGAACAGCAUCAUCCUGGUAGUUAUCACUGCGAAUAACAACCUUGCUAAUCACUUAGCGCUCCAGAAAGCUAAGAACAUCGAUCCGGAACGUCGGCGAACCAUUGGUGUCAUAACAAAGCCUGAUUUGACUCGCCCUGGCUACGAUGCUGAGAAGGAAUACAUCAAGUUGGCUAAGAAUCAGGAAGCCGCGCAUAAGUUGCAGCUCGGGUGGCAUGUCCUGCGCAACAGGGCCGAAGAUGAGAGCAGCUUGGAAGGCCGAGACCAGGUCGAAGACGCGUUCUUCCAGAAGGGCGCUUGGGCGACUAUUCCCUCCGAGAAUCGUGGAAUUGUGAGUUUACGAAAGAAGCUCAGCCAUGUGCUCUACAGUCACAUUCGUAACAGUCUGCCUGGAGUCAUUACAGACAUCGAAACGACGCUGAGAGAGAGGCAAGAGGAACUUGAUCGUCUAGGGAAAUCUAGAUCCACUCAAGAGGACCUCAGGGAUGGCAUAUACGGCCGAUACAAUGACGAAUUCUUCGGCGGCUUGCAGGACGAUGACCGAAAGUUGCGAGCACAGCUGCGGAACUUCAGUCGAGCUUUUGAUCAUAUCCUUCAGACUAAGGGUUCGACUCAUGUCACCGUCUCAGAUGAUGAUAGUGAUUCCGAUGAUGGCGAAAUUCCCGUGUACCUCGAAGAGUUUCUGGAACGUUACCCCUACAACCCUCCACAGCCACAGAAGAUCACGAGAAGCGAGCUCGCUGAGCAACUUGAGAAACAAGCCGCUGCGAACCAAGGGUUGGAGUUUCCAGGAACCCCUCACAAGGAUCUUGCCAUGCAGCUCUUCAAACAACAAGCCGCACCGUGGAGAGGUAUCGCCGAGUCACAUGUCAAGUUGGUAACGACAGUUGCAAAGGCUUUUGUUGAUCAAGUCUUUGAGUAUGUUGUUGGAUCCCCACGGACAAAUCGAACUACGGAGGCAAUCCUGUCGACCUGCGUCGACCCAUUCUUUGAUGAAAAGGAAAAAGAGCUUCAGAAGAAGAUCGACGAGCUACUAAGGCCCUAUGUCCAAGGUUACGCACUUCCUCUUGACUUGUUAUUCUAUGACAUGAUGUCAAAAACCUCAGAUGAAAAGCUGGAGAGACGUAUCUCUGCUGUUCUGCAAGACAAGUAUCCUCACUUGCUUGAGGGUAACACAUCAAAGACAGGAGAUGGGAGUAAGAAGUUUGACUCUAAAGCGAUUGCUCAAGACAUCAUUGAGGAAGACGAGCUUGAAGAUAGUGAGUUUGGAAUCAACAAAGUCAUAGACACGAUGUUGACAUACUAUACUAUGUCUCUGCGCACCUUCACCGACAACGUCAUCAACCUGGCAGUUGAAAGUUGCCUUGUGUAUGAUAUACCAGAUAUCCUCACACCCACAAAGGUAGAUCGAAUGAGUAAGGAAAGACUUGAGGAGUUGGCUGGUGAAUCGGACGAUACAUCGUCUCGAAGAAAGAGCCUGCAAGAGGAGGUGGAGAUCCUCAGACAGGGUUUGGCCCAAUGCCGGCGAUACAAGCCAAGAGCAGUAACUCUCAGUGCCACGACGACAUCUAAAGUGGCUCCUACGGAGAAUGACAAGAAGACGAGCCCACCCAGUGUUAUCAACCCUUCUAAAGCUCAAUUUAAUGGCUGGACGACAAUCCCUAACUUGCCCAAGGCUGUGAGUCCCUUCAAGGCUGAUAAUCCCUUCAACUUCUCGAAUGCUCCAGUGAAACCAUCAAGCCCAGUGCCAUCAGCGACAAAGACUGCCGUAACCUUCGGAAGCGGCUCUGGGCUCUUUGAAUCUGGGCCCGCGCUUUCAUACCAGCCGUCCUCUUUCCAGUGGAACGGUUCCGCCGACACCAAGAAGUAG